This is a messenger RNA of Zalophus californianus (California sea lion), 3267 nucleotides long. RefSeq names its product opsin 3 (gene OPN3). Gene Ontology annotation, molecular function: G protein-coupled receptor activity. Gene Ontology annotation, biological process: G protein-coupled receptor signaling pathway. The record is from RefSeq and is a predicted model, not a curated record. Gene Ontology annotation, cellular component: photoreceptor outer segment; membrane. Lineage: Eukaryota; Metazoa; Chordata; Mammalia; Carnivora; Otariidae. The coding region runs from base 147 to 1355 and encodes 402 amino acids. The transcript has 4 exons.
GGGCGGUCCUGGGCGACGCGUCGCAGCCCCGGCGCGCACAAUGGCCCGAGCGGGUGGCGGAGCUGGAGCCCCACCCAGUGCGGAGCGCGCCGCGGCCCGCGCCGGAGGCUAAGCGCCUCGUCCGUCAAGCGCGCCGGCGCCGGGCCAUGUACUCGGGGAACCGUAGCGGCGGCCAGGGCCACUGGGAGGGCGGCGGGGCCGCGGGCGCCGAGGGGCUGGGACCGGCGGGGACGCUCAGCCCCGCGCCUCUCUUCAGCCCUGGCACGUACGAGCGCCUGGCUCUGCUGCUCGGCUCCAUCGGGCUGCUGGGCGUCGGCAACAACCUGCUGGUGCUCGUCCUCUACUACAAGUUCCAGCGGCUCCGCACUCCCACCCACCUCUUGCUGGUCAACAUCAGCCUCAGCGACCUGCUGGUUUCCCUCUUCGGGGUCACCUUUACCUUCGUGUCCUGCCUGAGGAACGGCUGGGUCUGGGACACCGUGGGCUGCGUGUGGGACGGGUUUAGCAGCAGCCUCUUCGGGAUUGUUUCCAUUACUACCCUAACUGUGCUGGCCUAUGAACGUUAUAUUCGUGUGGUCCAUGCCAGAGUGAUCAAUUUUUCCUGGGCCUGGAGGGCCAUUACCUACAUCUGGCUGUACUCACUGGCAUGGUCAGGAGCGCCUCUGCUGGGCUGGAACAGGUACAUCCUGGACGUACAUGGAUUAGGAUGCUCUGUGGACUGGAAAUCCAAGGAUGCCAACGACUCCUCCUUUGUGCUUUUCUUAUUUCUUGGCUGUCUGGUGGUGCCUCUGGGCGUCAUAGCCCAUUGCUAUGGCCAUAUUCUGUAUUCCAUUCGAAUGCUUCGUUGUGUUGAAGAUCUUCAGACAAUUCAAGUGAUUAAGAUUUUAAGAUAUGAAAAGAAAGUGGCAAAAAUGUGCUUUUUAAUGAUAUUUAUCUUCCUUAUCUUUUGGAUGCCUUAUAUCGUGAUCUCUUUCUUGGUGGUUAAUGGUUAUGGACACCUGGUCACUCCAACAGUAUCUAUUGUUUCAUAUCUCUUUGCUAAAUCAAGCACUGUAUAUAAUCCGAUUAUUUAUAUCAUCAUGAUCAGAAAGUUCCGAAGAUCUCUUUUGCAACUGCUAUGUUUCCGACUGCUGAGAUGUCAGAGGCCUGCUAAGGACCUACCAGCCAAUGGGAGUGAAAUGCAGAUCAGACCCAUUGUGAUGUCACAAAAAGAUGGGGACAGACCAAAGAAAAAAGUGACUUUUAAUUCUUCUUCCAUUAUUUUUAUCAUCACCAGUGAUGAAUCGCUAUCAGUCGAUGACAGUGACAAAACCAGUAUGUCAAAGGUUGAUGUAAUCCAAGUUCGUCCUUUAUAGGAGGGAAUAAUGGUAAUGAAAGAUGAGGCCUUAUACUGGAAACCACUUCUAGACUUCCAUUAUAAGCACUGUUUUGGAAUCCCCAUUCUAUGUAAUAUUUUGGGGGAGGAAAAACUUUCCUCUGCCCUAAAAGUUUCUUCUGCCUGGUGUAGGAAUAAAAUUGACAUGAGGCAGAUUAACAGGAGAAAAAAACCCCAAAAGUUUAAUUCUGCAUGCAUGGAGGCCCAAUAAUAAAACUGAGACCCAAAGAAAUGAGCAAGACAUGUAGCUUUUACACAUUUUAGACAACGACACAUAAAUCUAUAAGGAAUUGACAGGAUAGGAAAACUCAUGUUUGGGAGCUUCGAUCAGUAAAGAAUUCUAAAUGAGAUUUGGGCUGGGUAGUAAUUUAGUAAAAGUAACAAGGUUUAUUUAUGCAGGUUUUUUCAGCCCUCAGUUCUCUCUCUCUGAUGAUACAGAUGUCUCUCUACCCCCUGCUUUAGGGAGGUACUUGUCACAAGAGAUUUCCUGCUUUCAGGGGGACAAAGGAAGAUCAGACUGUCCUUUUUGCACUUGCUGUUUCUUAAGGAAGUUUAAUUCAAAAUUGUGGCAUAUUUUGGGGCAGCCUGCCCUGGGCUCCCACAAUAUCAACAGAACUUUUGUGGCUCAGCAGGAAAUCUGAAUUGCCUGUACACUUUCUAGCCUCUGGAAGCAACUGAGCAAGACAAUUGCUUUAAUUCAAUGGGUGCUUUCCAUAACGAAAAACUACUUAUGGCACAAGAUGGGCAUCUGGCACCAUCAACUUCUAACAUGUUGAAAAUUUUCAUUUUGAAUAUAUUUUUUUAAAUGACACUAUUUUCCAAGGCACAUAAUACAUUUUUCUCAAAAAUACUUAGCAGCUGUAUUCACAGCUCAAAAAUAGCUGUAAAAAAACUUUGUAUCAUACAUGUGUGAAAUCACUAGGAAAUCUCAAAUUUUCUGUAGUGUUGGAUCCUAAUCACAGUCACAUCCUCUGUUUGACCAAUCAAAUUUAUCAAAGAGACAAUUCCAGGGUGAAAAAGAAAAUCAGCACCCUGGCUUCCUCUGAAAAAGAAAAAAAAAAAAAAAGACUUGCUGUAUGCAGUAUGAUAUAGAGGAGCUUCAAGAUGAAUGUGCUGCUAAGCAAGCUCCAGAAGGAAUAUUAAAAAGCAACCCAGCAAAGAAAAGGUGGUGAAUUUCAAAGUAAUCAUGGAGGCUAGAGAAUCAUACAUUAGCAAGGGAUGUACAUGGAAAGGAUAUGUUGAUGGCCGAUAAGUAUUUCCAUCUGUUUCAUUUCAAACAUAACUUGGCAAGAUUAUCUUCUCUUCUUGACAAUUUGCCACAAUUUUGCCAAGAGUUUUGGGUUUAGAAAAGGAGUUCCAAGCAAAAAGUUAAACCUACAUUUGAAGGGGAUGAAAGUAGGUGUAAAACUGUACUCAUAAAAUGUAUUAUUUAAUCCUUUUUUCUCUUCAAUCAGUCUACUGGCUAAACAACGGUCAGUGUUAGUGAAGAUGCCAUUUUCCCAUGAGUCAUUGUUUAGACUACACACAGCUCAUUAGAACUCAAGGAUUUCUUUAACUAUAUAAAAAAGAAACUGAACCAUUUAAUUUUAUUGCCUAGUUUUUAUUUCUUAGAUGACUGUCCUACUGGUGUAGCAUCUUCAUGAUUAAUCAUGUUUGAAAGACUUCUGAGUGUUUUAGUUGCUCAACUGAAGAUGGAAGAACCAAAGAAAAUGUUUUCACUAAAAGAACUUUUCAAAAUCAAGUUUAUCGCUGGUUAGUAAACUGCUUCUUGAGAGUCUCAAAUGGAAUAAUUUCUAUGAAAACUGUCUUCCCUUAUUUCCUUUCCACUCUGUUGUAGAUAUCAAUGUUUAAUUUGUAAAUAAAACUCUUCUUAUUCUUCACUUAGUAUGGCA